Molecule: messenger RNA, 1365 nt
Organism: Ustilaginoidea virens
Lineage: Eukaryota; Fungi; Ascomycota; Sordariomycetes; Hypocreales; Clavicipitaceae
Exons: 2
Coding region: 1-1365 (454 amino acids)
Cellular component (GO): membrane
Source: RefSeq, a predicted model, not a curated record
AUGCAAAGGGCCUGGUCCCCCGACGGCCGGGGCAGUGCCAAGCUGCAGGCAGCAGAGUUUCAGAGACGGUCUCCGAGCCCGACGUUGAGCAGUCAUUCAUCAUCAUCAUCAUCAUCGGCUGACGCCGCGGAUGCCUGGGGCGGAAUGCGCAAGGGGCAAACGUCGCUGGCGAAGCGGUUCUGGCUCGCAAACAGACCAGCCUUGCUGGUUGCCCUCGCGCAGCUGUUUGGCGCGCUGAUGAACCUGAGCGCGCGCCUUCUGGGGCUGCAGGGCCCGGGGAUGAGCCCCGUGCAGAUGCUGCUGGUUCGGCAAGGUGCGACUUGUUUGUGCUGCGUCGCGUACAUGUGGUGGAAGGGUAUUCCUCAUUUCCCCUAUGGGCAGAGGGGGAUUAGGGGGCUUCUCGUCGCUCGAGGUUGCGCCGGUUGCUGCGGCAUCCUCGGCCUGUGGUGGUCGAUGAUGUAUCUGCCCCUCGCAGACGCCACCGUCAUUACCUUUUUGGCUCCCGGGGUCGCCGGCUUCCUAUGCUACUUUUUGCUCGACGAGCCCUUCACGCGUCUCGACCAAGCGGCGACGCUCGUGGCCCUGGCGGGCGUGGUCCUCAUUGCGCAACCCGCCGCCCUGUUUACCGGGGCUUCUUCUUCGGCCGAGGGGGGGCACGGCUCGACGGCCGGGGACGCUGGCAGCCCGCAUGGCUCGGUUCCCGGCGCACAUGGUGAUGCGACGCCUCAGGAACGGCUGUUUGCGGUCGGUGUAGCCCUGAUCGGGGUGUUUGGCGCCGCAGGAGCGUUUGCCACCCUCCGGGCCAUCGGGAAGCGUGCCCAUCCGCUCAUCUCGGUCAACGCCUUCGCCGCGAUAGGCACCGUCAUGAGCAUCUCGGCCCUGGCCCUGGGUCCCGUUUUGGACAUUGGGCAACCGUCCCUGCGCUGGAUGCGGCCAGCUUCGCCGAGGCAGUGGCUGCUGCUGCUCUCGCUGGGGGCGGCGGGCUUCGUCAACCAGUAUCUCCUGGCGGCUGGGCUCGCGGCGGACAAGUCCAACCGGGCAAACGCCAUGGUGUACACGCACAUGGUGUUUGCUGCGAGCUUUGAUCGGUGGAUCUUUGGGCACCGGAUGGGCUUGGCGAGCCUGGCCGGGUGCACCUUGAUCUUGGGGAGUGCCCUCGGGGUGGUGCUGAUGAAGAAGAGGCCGCCGCGCACGACCAAGGCUGAGGAUGUGGGAAGGCGCAGUGAUCGGGACGGCGUGGCUGACAGGUCGCCCAUGCUCGUCGUCGGCGAGGCAGGCCACGCCGAUGAUGGGUUAUCAUCGCUCGGCCAGGGCAGAAGAGCAAAUGGUCUCAUCAUGAAGCAAGCAAGCUUGCCCGAGUGUUGA